CUUUCUACUUCUUGGUGGUGUCUGAGUGAGCGCAGCACCACGUGACAUUGCAGCCAUCGUUUCCCUUCUUACCACCCGUCUUGAUCAUCGCUAUUUGACGUUCGUCACCGUCCCUCGCUCAUCCCGCCGCUCCCCAUUCCAAUCGCUAGCCCGUGCCAAACACCAAGCGAACUGGGCGCUCGAUCCUCACUCCGCCGCGCCCCUGCAGCCCCGUUCUCUCUCUCCACCAACAGCCCAGCAAACAGGGUCCUCUCCACCUCUCGCUGUCCUGUCGCUCGUUUCGCCCUGACAUCACUGCACUCGACCCGCGAGCGACGCUCUCCACUCGUUCGCGAACAGCCUCGUCCCCUGAGACACGAUCAGCCGCACGACUCGGCGUCAGCCUUCAUCCACGCUGUCCCCUUAGGCGGGCCCCUCGAUACCCCAGACCACACCACAACCCCCGUCGAACGUCGUACACAUUCUGCAAUGCGCCCUUCGGUAGGCCUGUUGGGCUUGCUGCUCGCUGCAGCGCCUGUUGUCCUGGCGCAAGACGACAGCGACUUGCCACAACUGUCAACAAUUCAGCAGCCGGACGGACAGGGAGCGUCAUCCAGCGUGGCAGCAUCGUCCGCGGCAGCAUCUUCAGCCCAAGCAUCCACCACAGCAGCAGCAGCAGCAUCAUCUUCAGCGCAGGCGACAUCAGCAGCACAUGGCUCCUUCCCAACUGUCACACAAGGCAUCGUCCAACUCUCAGGCCUGCCUACACUCGCUGGUGUCGGUGUGCCUGACCAACGAGUCCCAGACACAUCUGGAGCACUCUUUAUGCAAAAGUCGGAUCUUCCGGACGGAACCGUGUUCAUUUGUGUCGGCGCGAUCUUGGGUUUCCUCGGUGCUUGCGUGCUUCUGUGGCGAGGUCUCGUUGCGUGGUCGCUGCAUCGAUCCGUCAAGCGCGCUGCUCUUGCGCAGAACCUGGCUGAUAUGAAGGCGAUGUCAGCAGUGCCCGGCAAGAAGCGCGGCAUGUAUACCCAUGUUGGUGCCAGCUCAACCAUGUCUCUGGAUCAUCUGUCUGCGGCGCCCACUGGCCAUUCGAGGCCUCAAAAGCCAUUCGCUCAGGCCCCGGGUGGCACACCUCCCAGGGCCGCAUCUUCUUUGUUCUUCUCUCCUACUGCGGGCGGCGCAGCUGGUCUCGCACAGCAGGGCAACCGUUCGUCGAACUACCUGCCCGCUGGCUACUACGCUGCUGGUAACGCGGCGCCUGCUGGCGGGUCUCCAAUGGCACAUGUCGGCGGACACGGCGCACACCUGUCGACCAACUCGCUGGCCUUGCCAGGAAACCGGUUCAGCCGAGCAUCCGGCAUCUCACCUCCAGGAUCGCCGUCUCUUCCACCUUCUCGUGGCUAUGACCGCGCUCCCCCGUCCAGAGACGGCUUCUCCAACUACAACCGCAACAGCGUUGCUACUCUUAGCACACCAGGCAACACCAGGAGCGGCGUCUAUGGCCACGGUCAGGCUAGCGUAAGCAACUUGUCUUUGAACGUACCGGGCGGAAGUACAGAAGCUGGUGGCCGAGCUCCGAGUGCGUAUCUGGAAGAUUUGUUCGAGAACCACGGCGGUUCGCGCUCGCAAGAGAGGUUCUAG
This is a messenger RNA of Macroventuria anomochaeta, 1620 nucleotides long. RefSeq lists its product as uncharacterized. Gene Ontology annotation, cellular component: fungal-type vacuole. The record is from RefSeq and is a predicted model, not a curated record. Bases 469 to 1620 code for a protein of 383 amino acids. Lineage: Eukaryota; Fungi; Ascomycota; Dothideomycetes; Pleosporales; Didymellaceae. The transcript has 2 exons.